Messenger RNA from Ochotona princeps (American pika), 475 nucleotides. It is a transcript of the gene TRAPPC2, whose product is annotated as trafficking protein particle complex subunit 2. The transcript has 4 exons. Lineage: Eukaryota; Metazoa; Chordata; Mammalia; Lagomorpha; Ochotonidae. The record is from RefSeq and is a predicted model, not a curated record. Gene Ontology annotation, cellular component: cytoplasm; TRAPP complex; nucleus. Gene Ontology annotation, biological process: endoplasmic reticulum to Golgi vesicle-mediated transport. Bases 4 to 426 code for a protein of 140 amino acids.
ACAAUGUCUGGAAGCUUCUACUUCGUCAUUGUUGGCCACCAUGAUAAUCCAGUUUUUGAAAUGGAGUUUUUGCCAGCUGGGAAAGCAGAAUCCAGAGAUGAUCAUCGCCAUCUGAACCAGUUCAUAGCGCAUGCGGCCCUGGAUCUGGUAGACGAGAACAUGUGGCUGUCGAACAACAUGUACUUGAAAACCGUGGACAAGUUCAACGAGUGGUUUGUGUCGGCCUUCGUCACUGCAGGGCAUAUGAGAUUUAUUAUGCUUCAUGAUAUAAGGCAAGAAGAUGGAAUAAAGAACUUCUUUACUGAUGUCUAUGAUUUAUAUAUAAAGUUUGCGAUGAACCCAUUUUAUGAGCCCAAUUCUCCUAUUCGAUCAAGUGCAUUUGACAGAAAAGUUCAGUUUCUCGGGAAGAAACACCUUUUAAGCUGAAUGCAGAAAAAUUCCAAAAUAAACAAUGCCGCUGCGAUGGGUCUGCUCA